AUGACUGAUAAGGAACCUACACCCGCCGAGACCGCUGCCGCUACGGCCAAGGAGGCCGAGGAGCAGGCUGCUCUUCCCUACAAGUGGACUCAGACCAUCUCUGAGCUCAACGCCACCUUUGACGUGCCCGGAAACCUCAAGUCGAGGGAUCUCGUCAUUACUAUCAAGAAGAUGAGCCUACAGGCGGGUAUCAAGGGCCAGGAUCCAAUCAUCCAGGGCGAUCUUCCUCACGCCGUCCACGUUGACGACUCCACCUGGACUCUCAGCACCAACUCAGAUGGCACCAAGACCGUCGAGAUUCACCUCGACAAGGUCAACAAGAUGGAAUGGUGGCCUCACGUUGUCACUUCUGCUCCUAAGAUCGACGUGACCAAGAUCCAGCCCGACAACUCCAAGCUGUCCGAUCUCGACGGCGAGACCCGCGGCAUGGUUGAAAAGAUGAUGUUCGACCAGCAGCAGAAGGAGAAGGGCCUUCCCAGCUCAGACGAGCAGAAGAAGGCGGAUAUUCUCAAGAAGUUCCAGGAGCAGCAUCCCGAGAUGGACUUUAGCAAGGCCAAGAUUCAGUGA
This is a messenger RNA of Fusarium pseudograminearum CS3096, 567 nucleotides long. RefSeq lists its product as uncharacterized. The transcript has 3 exons. Gene Ontology annotation, cellular component: cytoplasm. Gene Ontology annotation, biological process: protein folding. The coding region runs from base 1 to 567 and encodes 188 amino acids. Lineage: Eukaryota; Fungi; Ascomycota; Sordariomycetes; Hypocreales; Nectriaceae. The record is from RefSeq and is a predicted model, not a curated record.